This is a messenger RNA of Thlaspi arvense, 2176 nucleotides long. The record is from the annotation of a GenBank genome assembly. Lineage: Eukaryota; Viridiplantae; Streptophyta; Magnoliopsida; Brassicales; Brassicaceae.
GCCGGCUCAAAACCAAACCCUUCGGAAGACGCAAACCUUUCCCGGCCAAUCUUCUUCAAUCUCUGAACCCAGUUUCCGAGUAGCGUAAACCCUAGCGACUGCAACAAUGGUCUAGAUUCAAACACAUCGUUUCGUGGUUUAUCCGAGAGGGAGGUGACACUUUGGUGAGACAAAGAGCAUUUGGUGAAACGAGGUCGAUGGAUUUAGAUUUCGAUGAUCAACCCUUGGAUCAGGCUGCACCAGCAGCAAGAGCUGGUGCAAGGUUUAAACCGAAAGGUAGACCACAACCCAAGAAGAAGCAAGUCUCUCUUUCGACCUCCCAAGCAACACUCUCUACCGAUGUUUCUGUAGAUGCAUCAUCGGCUUAUCCCAACAAGGUUUCAACUUCUGAGACUGUUGUGCCUGAUAGUGGAACCAUUAACCAAUCUACCACCAUUGGAACAAUAUCUAAAGAGAAUGUAGAUUUAUUCUCAGGAAGGGUUAGUUGGUGUAUGGAACCAUCUGCUCUUCGUGCUUGUACUAAUAAUGUGGAUUUGGAAGGAAAAAGAUGUGAUGAUGGCAUAGAUGCGGCACCUGAAUUGCCUGAUGAACCCAGAACACAAGAUUCUGCAGCGUUUGGAGAUUCUGUUACUCCUGAAACGGAUGAAGUUUUUCGUGCUCAAUCUCAAAGGAUGCAAACAGAGGAAGCAGAGCGUCAUUUGGAGAUGGAAUCUCUUGACAUUGUACAGGAGGAUGGCAUCACAAGGGCAUAUGAGCAACAUACUGGAAAGUUCCAACCAAAGCCUAGAUUGCUUGACACUGUGAUUGAAGAACCUGAGUCUCAUUACUCUGUUGAUGAUACUGGUUAUUGUACAACGGCUACUAACGAAUCUGAGUUUAUGGUCAAUGUGGAAUCAAGAAACGACUUCAAUACGAAUACUAGAGAACAUCAAGAAGAAGAAGUCCACAGCGAAACGGUUCCUGAGAUGGAAGCGCAAAAUGCUUCUGGCGGACGGGAACACGAAGAACAGGCUGUCUCGCCUAGGACUAACAGUACAGUCAUAGGGGAGGAAGAAAAUAGUUUGGGGAAUACAGUCGAAGAAGCGCCUCGAAGAGAAAGUAAAAAAGGGACAUCGAAGGGAGCUACUUCUCGAAAGCGGAAAAACACCAGUAAAGAGGAUCCAAAUAAGACUAGCGAAGAUCCGCAGAAGAAGAAGUUCAAGCAUGCGAGUCGUCGACAGAAAAAAAGAAGUGUGGAGAAGGAAUUGCUUGAAACCCCGGAUGACGAAAUCAGAUAUCUGCCUAUUAAAGAUAUGCUUCGCCUUGUUGAAUAUAAAGAAUGGAUGGAGAAAAAGGAAGCAAAGGGAGCUGCUGUUGUGCCGCCGACCCAAGAAAGUAAUACAAAUGCAUCGGAUAACCAGUAUUAUUCUCAAGGCUUCGACGCAGAAGAUGGAUUUGGUCUAGAGGAGAGCGAAAAUCAAGAAACAGAGGUAGUUAGACCGGACUCACCGGUUAACUAUCAAACGUACAUGAACAAGACUUCCAGAACUCGAUGGUCAAAACAAGAUACAGAACUCUUCUAUGAGGUGAUAAACUUGUUCUCUCUGAGUUUUGAAAUGCAGGGAAUUCGAGAGUUUGGGAGCAAUCUGUCGAUGGUACAACAACUGUUUCAUGAUAGAACUCGUGAACAGAUCAAACUCAAAUUCAAAUUGGAAGAACGCCGGUAUCCAUUGAAGCUUAAUGAUGCAUUAUCAAGUCGCUCGAAAAAUCUUACUCAUUACCGGAAUGUGAUUAAGAAGCUUCAACAAGAAGCUGCGGCUGCAAGGGAAGAAGCAGAAGAAGAAGAAGAAGCUGGAGCAGAGGCAGAGACAACUACUGAUGUUCCCGAUAAUGAGGAGCCGGCGAAGUCUGAGGAGAGUGAGCGAGCCGAUGAUGGGAUAUCGGGAGUUAAAGAAUCGGACGGUGGGGAUAUUGAGAACGAGGUGAGAUCAGACGGUGAAGGUGAAGAUGAGGGAGAUGAUGAUUUUUGGAAUUCUUAUAAAAGUGAGAUGUAAACUAUACUCGUUUUGAUUGAGAUGAAAAAAUCUUAGUUAUUUUAAUUACGUUUAUUCACUUUAAAUAGGAGUAAUAUAAAUAUGUUGAAACAAGUCAACUGUUCAAAAUGGAGUAAUAAUUACGGAUAUAUUUUUGGUAAAAA